UCUCCUCCCGAAUUCGCUUAUGUCGUAAUCUUUCAGUGAGUUCACCGACCCGCUCUUUCAAUUGUGACCACCGCGGAAAAUGUUGGAAAUGGGAAACCUGCGUCCGGAAACUAAUCAUUUUUUUCUACACUUUCUCGCAUACAUUUCCUUGGUGGCAAGCCAUCCACUCCUUUCUCAACCAAGACUGAGCGAAGUAGAGUGGGCCAACUACAAUUACCACGAACCACAGGGGCCAGGGACGUACGCUUUCGGAUACGAUAUAGAAGACCCAUUGACGAACAAUAUACAAUUCAGGGACGAAGAAAGAUAUCCCAAUGGAACUGUCGUAGGCAGUUACGGCUACGUGAAACCCGAUGGCAAUAUUCAUAUUGUGAAAUAUACUGCAGAUGAAAAAGGAUAUAGGGCGACAAUUGAAAAUCCUCGAGGACAACCAAAAGUUUAUGAAGAGCCUCAACAGUCAAACCCAAACGAAAGACAACCUUCUCCUAUUCUACUGACAGCUAUGAAUUCGCAAAAAGUCUACAAACAGCAAACAGUACACGAACAACGUUUGAGACCGAUUGACGAUAUUGUGUCAAGAAACAGUUUCUAUGAUACAAGGAGGAAUGAUUUACAGCAGAAUUGGUUAUUUGGAGAAGAUUCGAAUUAUGCUGUAGAACCUAAGAAGUUUUAUAUUCGUCGGAAGUGAAAGGAAAGAGGGAAGACGAGAACUGAAUGACUAUUUAUUUAUUUAUUUGUGUAUUUAUCAUUUAUUAAUAUUAGAAGAUUGAUUGAGAUGAAAUUAAUAAUUUCCCAAGAAUUUAAACAACCGGAAGUUGUGGAUUACUUUGAAUCAUUAAAUACAUUAUUUGACAAUA
This is a messenger RNA of Leptinotarsa decemlineata (Colorado potato beetle), 857 nucleotides long. RefSeq lists its product as uncharacterized. Gene Ontology annotation, cellular component: chitin-based extracellular matrix. Lineage: Eukaryota; Metazoa; Arthropoda; Insecta; Coleoptera; Chrysomelidae. Gene Ontology annotation, molecular function: structural constituent of chitin-based larval cuticle. The record is from RefSeq and is a predicted model, not a curated record.